AUGAAUAAAGAAAAUUUUCGAUUUUACAUCAAAGUGCGUACUGCACUUAAUAUUGAACCAACAGUUAUUCAUAAUGAAUUACGUGCUGUUUUCGGUGAUGAAGCUCCUGCUUUGAGCACUGUCGCAAAAUGGUCUAAGUUGUUUCGUGAAGGUCGAGAACAUAUUGAAGACGAAGAACGACCUGGAAGACCUAUUACUGAGACCACAUCUGAAAAUAUUGAACAAAUUUACAGCAUUAUAAAUAAUGAUCCUUAUAUUACAAUAGAAGAAUUGGAAACACAAACCAAUCUUAGUCAUGGCACUAUUCAACGAAUAAUCUCCGAUCAUCUGAACCUUAGAAAAAUUGUCGCUCGUUAUAUACCCAAGCAACUGACUGAUUCUCAACGAGCUGAACGAGUUCGAAUUUGCAAAGAAAACUUAGCAAAAUUCGAAUCAAAUGCAUGGCGCCUAUGCGAUGUGGUAAUAGGUGACGAGUCCUGGUUCUACCAUAAGCAGAUUGGUCGAAAAUCAUCAAACUCUGCGUGGGUUGCGAUUGGUGAUUCUCCACUUACAGUGAUUCGGCAGGGUCAUUUUUCUCCGAAAACUUUAUUCUGCAUUUUUUUAAAAUCAACAGGUCAUGUUUUAAUUCAUUAUGUGGAAAAAGGAGAAACUAUCGACCAUCAAUAUUACAUUGAUUAUUGUUUAAAAUCACUCAUUGUCAACAUCAGGAAGCAAAGACCGGUAUGUGGAGUUCAAGGUAUUAAACUUCAUCAUGAUAACGGGCGACCGAACAUGUUCAUGAAGAUAUGUCAAAUUAUCUCGAGUCUGAAGGUGUCACAAUAA
Messenger RNA from Rotaria sp. Silwood2, 822 nucleotides. The record is from the annotation of a GenBank genome assembly. Lineage: Eukaryota; Metazoa; Rotifera; Eurotatoria; Philodinida; Philodinidae.